GGGGCUAUUUAAAGGGCUUGGGAGGAGCAGAGCCAAGAAGGAGUGAGCAGUGACCAUGGCCACCUCAGAGCUGAGCUGCCAGGUGUCCGAGGAGAACCGCGAGUGCAGAGAGGCCUUCUGGGCUGAAUGGAAGGAUCUGACACUGUCCACACGGCCUGAAGAGGGUUGCUCCUUGCAUGAGGAGGAUGCCCAGCGGCGUGAGACCUACCACCGGCAGGGGCAGUGCCAGGCAUUGGUACAACGUUCCCCCUGGUUGGUGAUGCGUAUGGGCAUCCUCGGCCGUGGGCUGCAGGAGUACCAGCUGCCCUACCAGCGGGUGCUGCCACUACCUAUCUUCACCCCCACCAAGGUGGGCGCCAAGGAGGAGCACGAGGAUACUCCCAUCCAGCUGCAGGAUCUGCUGGCAAUGGAGGCAGCCCUGGGUGGCCAGUGUGUGGACCGCCAGGAUGUGGCCGAGAUCACCAAGCAGCUGCCCCCUGUAGUGCCUGUCAGCAAGCCCGGCGCCCUUCAUCGCUCCCUGUCACGCUCCAUGUCCCAGGAAGCACAGAGAGGCUGAAGGGGACCGUGACUCCAUCAUGCCCGCCCUGGGCUGGGCCCUUCCUGGCUAGGACCACAGAAGAGAGCUGCUGGCCAUGGAUGCUUUGUAGUUUGCCCAGUGUUGGGGGCUAGGGGAGGAGGAAGCCAGAGGCCAGAAUGCCUGGGUCCCCUGAGUUCCCAAAGGGAGGGGAGCAAAGAUGGGGGGCACUAGGGGUACAGAGCUGGGGGCCAGCACAGCCGAGUAGCCCCAGCUCCAGAAGAAGGGACAAAAGACGCUAGUGAGGGCAAGAGGUCCCUUCUUCAGAGGAGUGACCCUGGUCCAGUUUUCAGCUUCAGAGAAGGACAAAGACAAAUGUAAGGGGAUCUGGAAUGGUCUGGGAAGGAGGCUUGGAGAAGACUGGAGGAAGGGGGACGUGAAGAGGGCAGAGGCGGGAUGGAGCCCCCAGCACCCUCUGUUAGCGCUGCAAUAAAUGCUCAAUCCUG
This is a messenger RNA of Equus quagga, 1020 nucleotides long. RefSeq names its product titin-cap (gene TCAP). The record is from RefSeq and is a predicted model, not a curated record. The transcript has 2 exons. Gene Ontology annotation, biological process: cardiac myofibril assembly; skeletal muscle myosin thick filament assembly; cardiac muscle tissue morphogenesis. Gene Ontology annotation, molecular function: titin binding; structural constituent of muscle; protein-macromolecule adaptor activity. NCBI's taxonomy places the organism in Eukaryota, Metazoa, Chordata, Mammalia, Perissodactyla, Equidae. Bases 56 to 556 code for a protein of 166 amino acids. Gene Ontology annotation, cellular component: Z disc.